UAAGGCAGGGUGGUCUCAUUCCUAUAUUCUUGUUUCUAUCACGGUAUCACAUACCCACCGGGUUAUCCUCGUCGACUGCAAACAAUGCCACUUGAGGCACUCCCAGUCGAGAUCCUCCGCCUGAUAUGUCGGCUAGUAGGCAGCGAGGAGACCCAAAAGCAAAAAGCACGCUGCCUUCUGGUCUGCAAAUGGUGGUACACAACUACAGAGCCCAUUUUAUAUGAAGACUUAGUCCUCAGCGCCAACCACCUCCUCCAAAUGCCGGACUCUGCGGCAAAGAAGCUCGUUCAAUAUGCACGGCACGUCCAAAUCUACACAGAUUCAAGACUAGAUUGGCCGUGUAGCAGUCCGGAAUAUCUGCUGGGCGAGCGCUUCAGGAUGCUGCUCUCCCCUGAACCUGGCGCUCUAGCUUCAGCUCCAGCCCCGACUCAAUUGAAAUCAUUCAUAUUGCGAACUCACACCCCAUAUGACAGCGGCAGACUUCUGAAUCCUCGGUAUCGGUGUCUGCCUAAAUGGUCGCCGAUUGCGCUCGUAGAUUCGCUUGCCGUGUCCAGCCUUGAGCACCUGGUGCUUGAUACUCGGGACUUGAGGUUCAAGGGUGGGAAGCAUGUGUGUCCCUGUGUAGCGCGGAAAAUGCCAUCGCUGCGAUCUCUGCGGUUGCGCAUGCGUAGGAUCUGCCCCCGGGUUCUCGAUAUGCAGCAGACGCACCCGAGCUCGAUCACGAGCACAUCUAGGAUUGAAAGCAUCAUUAUUAACCUCAGCCUCGUUGAGCCAGGCCAUACCUAUGGGCGGUUUAGCCGUCAUUGUACCAGGGUUAUGUCGACUUACGGAUUGUUCAAUGAGAUGAUUAGGGUAGCUAGCGAGAUGGCGAAGCAGACGCCCAGUCUUAGGCAAGUGAGGAUCCUGCGUCAUAAAAACCCGACAGCCAGUGUAUUGGCUCAUGAUUGUGUUACUGGGAAUAGGACUGUCUUGCUUGGUGAUCAGCAGUGGGAUUGGGGUGAUCAUGGGAAGCCGUUUAAUAGUGAGAUUCAUGAGAUUAUUUGUGAUCGGGAAACGGCUUCUAUAAGUAGUAUGGAUGAUUUUGUGGAUCAUGGAGGUGACUGAAUAUGUUUAUUUGUCAUGUACGAUAUGCUGCGAUAAAAGUUCAAAGAAUUGUACCAUUUAUGAUCAGCUAUUUUAGUUCAGGGCUGGUAUUUUCUUUUCAGGUAACUUGCGAAG
This is a messenger RNA of Aspergillus versicolor CBS 583.65, 1218 nucleotides long. RefSeq lists its product as uncharacterized. NCBI's taxonomy places the organism in Eukaryota, Fungi, Ascomycota, Eurotiomycetes, Eurotiales, Aspergillaceae. The record is from RefSeq and is a predicted model, not a curated record. The transcript has a single exon. The coding region runs from base 85 to 1104 and encodes 339 amino acids.